Messenger RNA from Vicia villosa (hairy vetch), 396 nucleotides. RefSeq lists its product as uncharacterized. NCBI's taxonomy places the organism in Eukaryota, Viridiplantae, Streptophyta, Magnoliopsida, Fabales, Fabaceae. The coding region runs from base 1 to 396 and encodes 131 amino acids. The record is from RefSeq and is a predicted model, not a curated record. The transcript has 2 exons.
AUGUCUCAAUGCACGAAAGCUAGUAGUAUCGAAGCUACACAUUCAUGUUCGUUUCAAAGCGAGUGCAGGUGUGGGCUUAAAGCUCCAUUAUUGACCUCAUGGACCGAUUCGAACCCAGAUCGAUGUUUUUUUGGGCAUGGGAUGUACAAGGUACAAGGUCAUAAAAGGUGUAGCCGUUAUGUUUGGUAUGAUGAUGAACUGUCUUCAAGAGCCAAGGAAAUUAUUUCUUCACUGCAGAAAAAGUUGGAUCAAAAAAGGGCAAGAGUGGAUGAAGAUAAUAUUAAAGUAGCAAAAGUGAAGAUGAAGUUGAAUGCAAUGAACUUAAUGAUGAAAUUCUCUGUUUCAAUGACAUAUGUUUUGGCAGUAGGGCUAGUGAUGUUAAAUGUAAUGAAGUAG